Molecule: messenger RNA, 2929 nt
Organism: Tyto alba (common barn owl)
Lineage: Eukaryota; Metazoa; Chordata; Aves; Strigiformes; Tytonidae
Gene: FAM131A
Product: family with sequence similarity 131 member A
Exons: 6
Coding region: 268-1278 (336 amino acids)
Source: RefSeq, a predicted model, not a curated record
CUCCCCAUCCUCCUCCUCUUCCUCCCCAUCUCCCUCCCUCCUCCCGCCUCCCCCUCUCCCUCCUCUUCCUCCCCUAGCAGUGACGUCUCUGGACGUGCUGCUCCCCGGCCCGGCGCAGGCACCGCUCGGGGCUCCGGUACCGCGGCCCGGCCCGGCGGCAGCCUCCGGUGGGGCGCGGGCGCUGCCCGGGGCCGCCCAUGCGGCCGGGGGGCGAUGCGGGCGGCGCGGAGCCGGCGGUAGUGCCCGCACCGGGGCCCCCCCGGGAGCAUGGGCUGCAUUGGCUCCAAAACCACCAUCGUGGCCGUGGACACGACGCUGUGCGUGGAGUGGAAGGAGGUGAAAGCGCUGUCUCCGCUGAGUGCCGCCCGCCCGCUGCCCCGCCUGGUGCGCCAGGCCUCCUUCGACAGCCAGGACUUCCUCCAGCAGGUCCAUGUUGAGGACACUGUCGAGAUGCUGCCCAAGUCGCGGCGCGCGCUGACCAUCCAGGAGAUCGCCGCCCUGGCCCGCUCCUCGCUGCACGGCAUCUCGCAGGUGGUGAAGGAGCACGUGACGAAGCCGACGGCCAUGGCGCAGGGCCGUGUCGCCCACCUCAUCGAGUGGAAGGGCUGGUGCAAGCCGGUGGAGCCGCCGGCCGCCCUGGAGAGCGCCUUCAGCUCCUACUGCCACCUGAGCGAGGGCGAGCAGGAGGCACGCUUCGCUGCUGGCGUGGCGGAGCAGUUUGCCAUCGCCGAGGCCAAGCUGCGAGCCUGGUCUUCAGUGGACGGGGACGACUCCAAUGACGAGUCCUACGACGAGGACUUCAUGCCCUCCACGGAGAGCUCCCAGCCCACCGAGCUGCCCGGCACGGUGCCCGCCAGCGCGCUGCUGCGAGACCUGCUGCAGGGCCACCUCUGCCAGCUGGGCGUGCGGCACGGCUCCUGCGAGCCCGAGAGCGACUCCUCGCACACCCUCUCCCCCGAGACCCUCUGCUCCAGCCUCUGCAGCCUGGAGAUGGUGUCCCCCUCCGAACUCACUGCCAAACUGCUGGGCUCCCUGGGGGGUGAGGACCUGCUGCUUCCCAAGCUGCCCCCCCCGGCCAGCCAAAGUGCCUUGCGGGGCCUGGCACGGCUCCGGUGCCAGGACUCCCUCUACUCCGUGUCCUACGCCGAAGCCUGCCUUUCGCCCGCUGAGGACGAGGUGGUGCUGAGCAAGGACUUCCCGCUCCGCCGGAAAGUCUCCGACGUCGCCUCCUCUGGGGUGGCAUCGCUGGAGGAAGAGGAGGAGGCCGAAGAACCCUGAUGCCCCCCUGGGGUGCCCUGCCUCUCCCGGCGGGGGUCCAGCCCCCCCGCUAGCGCCCUCCGGCCGGACCCCGCACUGGGCGAGGGACAGGCCCUGCUGCUGCUCCCCCUCGCUAUCGGGGUGCAGGGGGGGGGGUCAGGGGGCCACUGCAGCCCCCACCCCCCCGGCCAGUGUGCCCCCACCGUGCCCCGGCCCCGCUUGGCCACAUCGUUGCCCUCCUGGAUUUUUGCAUGAGAGCGGGGAAGGGGCGCAGGGAAGGGCUUGGGGGGGUCCAACCCCCGCCCUGACACCCAGAUGUGUCCCCCAAAACUGAUGGGACUGAAUCAAUGGGGCUAGUUGUUCGCAUGUUCCCCCCCCCCCCAAACUGCCCUGGGCUCCUCUUUCGGGCACAAGACACCCCUCCUCCCCCCCCCCUCCCCCCCGUUGGCAUGGCUGAACCUCUCCGAGCAUCCCGUGGUGCCCUUGCCCCACACCUGGCACCCUCGGCUCAGGGCGGCAGGGGGGAUUUGGGGAGCGGGGGACUUUUCUCCUCUCUCUCCAGCCGGCUUUUAUCAGACCGAGUUUUAAACUGUGAACUGAUGCCUCGCGGCAUGGGGCUGCCGGGGGGUGGGGUGGGGGGGGACGUGGUGCCAGGGGGGGCACAGAAUUGCCGCGGUGCCGGGACUUUCUAUACUUUUGUACGCGCGUGGGGCCGGCACAGGGAGACUGCAGGGCCAGGGGGGAGCCGGGUGAGCACGAGCCCCCAGGCUGGGGGUUUUGGGCCACCAGCGACAGCACCCCCAAGCCAGCCCCGUGGCAGGGGGCUCAGCCCAACCAGAGACCCCGAGUCUGCUGUGGGGCAAUGCGGGGUGGAAAGAGGGGGGAGGCGCCGGGACCGACGUCCCCGUCCCUGAGUCACUCACCCCUAGCAGGGAACCAAGUGCCUACAUGAAGGACGACCAGCCCCCCCCGUCCUGGCCAGGGGUGGCACCCCAGCUCCAGGGCCCCCCAGGGCUGUGCUGGGGGGUCCAGGCAUGCCGUCUGGGGGAGGAAUGCCAGUUUUUGCCAACGCUUGAGCCCCCCCUUCCCGCAUGGCACGUGUUCUCGUGGGGCCGCUCGCCCGCUGCAUGCUGCUCCUUGCCCAGCCCGGCCACGGCCCCGCACCCUGGGGUGCCCCAGCACCCCCUACACCCCUGCUCCCAUGCACCCCCCCCACCCUCCCCAGCACCCCCCCAUCAACCUCCACCGGGCACAGCACCCGUUCCCCUUCCCUGCCCCAGGGUGCCCGGCGUGGGGCUGGCUCCCCUCUCCCUGCAUGGCCAAGCAGUGAGGGUGUGCAGGGGCCAGCAGGCCUGAUGCCAUGCUGAUGGGCUCCCUGCCACCCACCACCACCACCACCACCCCCUUUCUGGGGACAGCAGAUGCUCCCCACAGCACUGGGAUGGACUGGGGGGUACUGGGUGCCUGCAGAGGGGUGGGGGGGCUUUGCUCUGCGUGGGUGUCUGCGUGCGUGUGCACACCCGGGAGCGCAUGUGCACGCGUGUGCAUACCCACGGGAGCUGCCUGAGCCCCCACCCCCACCCCACCCCACUGCAGUGGUACCCACGGGGUGCCCACACCCCGGCACCCCCUCCUCCAUCCCGCCGGGUCUCAAAUAAAGUCCGUUGUGCGA